AUGGAUUUAUUGGAAUAUGCUCAGAAAUUAGUUGCCAAAGGAGAUAAUAAUCAGUCCCAAAACGCUCAAUAUUUACAAACUCUUAUUCAGCAAGGAGAUUCACCAGUUAAGGAUAAUAAGCAACCUGGUAAUAAUACUUCUUUAUUAGUUGGCGGAUUAGUUGUUUUUGGAAUUUCAGCUAUGGAUAUUUACCAGGAACCAGACGACGAUAUUGGUGGUAUACUAGCUGCGAAAUUUCCCUUAAAUCCUGCUAACAAAAAAAACGAUCAGUUGAAAAUCAAUAAACCAUUAGCGCUAAUUGCUAAUAAUGAAGAAAAGCCUGCUAAAAAAGAAGCAAUUUUACUCCAAAAAAUCAAACUUUUAGAGGAACAAUUAAAAUAUACCCAGCAGUUAGUCCAACAAGAAAAACAACGAGCCGACCAAUUGGAAAUCAAAUUAAAAGUAGUUGGGAAGUUUCUUUAUCAACAACAAAAAAUUAACUACUAUAAACAGCUAGAAAAAGAGCAAGAAGCAAAAAUAGAGCAACCACUUCUUAAACCUCCUAAUAAAUAA
Molecule: messenger RNA, 552 nt
Organism: Paraglomus occultum
Lineage: Eukaryota; Fungi; Glomeromycota; Glomeromycetes; Paraglomerales; Paraglomeraceae
Source: the annotation of a GenBank genome assembly